Messenger RNA from Aplosporella prunicola CBS 121167, 634 nucleotides. RefSeq lists its product as uncharacterized. Gene Ontology annotation, molecular function: protein binding. The transcript has a single exon. Lineage: Eukaryota; Fungi; Ascomycota; Dothideomycetes; Botryosphaeriales; Aplosporellaceae. The record is from RefSeq and is a predicted model, not a curated record. Bases 246 to 602 code for a protein of 118 amino acids.
GAAGCUACUGUGGCAAGAGCUAUGCUUGAUACUUAGAAUGAUGAACCAGACGGUUUCAAACAGAACCACCGUGACGAUAACGUAUACACCUGAGGCUCUAUGUCUGGUCAUAAAAAUUACUAUUGCAUCGUUGGCAAUGGACGUACCUGGCCUUGUAUCUGCAGCGACCACAGCUCAGUAAAUGCUCUUUUCUCUUCCGUCCAUUCGAAUCGGACCACUUGUGGGCAUCGGAGUAUCCUAGGUCUAUGCAAAAGAAGUGUAAGUGUAGUAGCCCACUGGGCUGCUACGCGGGGCACGAGUGGGCAAUGGAAAUACUGCUCCGGGUAGGAGUAAAACUCGACAUAAUUGACGUCUACAAGCUAACACCGCUGCGCGAGGCCGCUUAUAGCGGGCAUAAGAGAGUAGUGAGGCGGCUGCUCAAAGCGGGAGCAUACACUGAGCUCAUGGACAAUAAUGAUUGUACACCGGCCAUGUUGGCUUAUUGGAAGGGGCACAUAGGAAUCACCAGAAUGACCCUACUUUGCACGCAGGGCGCAGGAGCGUCUCAUCAGUGGAGUGGACAGGACGCAGGUCAAGAGAACCCCACCGACGACCAACUGUAGCUAUUUCUGUCAUAACGUGUUCCGUUUUUACA